GUUGCCGUGGAUACGCCGGGCGGACACUUCCUGAACCCGGGGGCGCUGGUGUCAGCGGUGGGCGUGGCCCGGCUGUGCCAGCUGGCGCUGGGCGGCGCCCUGGUCAGCCUGGUGGUGCACUACACCGGCCACACCGGCGCCCCCUACGGGUGGCUGUGCAUGGCGGUGUGGAGCUUCUGCCUGGCCGUCACGCUGGCGAUAGUCCUGCUGGACGUGACGCGGCUGCACGCCUGCCUGUCCGUCUCCUGGGGCGACCUGACCGCCGCCCACGCCGCCCUGGCCGCCCUGCUGCAGGCCGCCGCCGCCGCGCUCUACCCCGUCUACUUCCUGCUCCCCGGCUGCUCCUGGGGGGCCUGCGGGACCUGGCGCUACCGCGUGGCGGUGUCCGUCUGCGCCUGCGCCUGCUGCCUGGCCUACGCGGCCGAGGUGGCGCUGUCCUGGGCCAAUGGCGGCCGGCGGCCGGCGCCGUACAUGGCCACGCCCCCCGGGCUGCUGAAGGUGGGCCAGGCCUGCUCUGCCGGCGUCAUCUUCGGCGCUCUGGCCAACGGCGAGUAUUCCCGCCACGUCCCCGCCCGCUACUGCGUGGCCGUGUACGCCGUCUGCUUCGUCGCCACGGUGGCGGUGAUCGCGCUGACCGUGUCCGGCAGGAUCGGGUCUGGGACCGGGACCGGGACCGCGACCCGAACCGCGGCGCCCCCGCCCCGCUUCCCGCUGGACCGAGCCGUGGCGGUCUACACCUUCCUGGCCACGCUGCUCUACCUCAGCGCCGCCGUGGUCUGGCCCAUCUACUGCUUCCACAGGAGCUACGGCGCCCCCUACAGGCCCACCGGCUGCCCGCGGUGGGGGGGGCGCGGGAGGUGCCCGUGGGACGCCCACCUGGUGGUGGCGGUCUUCACCUGCCUCAACCUGCUGCUCUACCUGGCCGACCUGGCGUGCUCCCAGAGGGCCCACACCGUAUCCCAGCAACCCCUGUUUGUGUAGACCGGUCAGCGGGGGGCGGGGACUUCCCUGAACCCACCAAUCAGGCGAUGACUCUCCCGCCCUUUGACCGUCUUAGGCCUUCAGCAAAUACACUCACCCCAGAGUGAUGACACUCGAGACUCCUGACACUCGAGAAUCUCAAGGCCAGCGGAGCCAAGCCUGGCUCUGGAUAUGCAGCAUGAACAGGAUGACAGCCAACCAGGCAAUCCCAAGGCUGCUAUUACCCACAAUCCCUCUCUUCUGAGACUGAGUGACAGAUUGACAGGUGGAGUGGGGAAGGGGAUGAGGGGUGAUUCCUUUCUGGGUUUUCUGGCCCUACUGGAGAUAGGACUUAGAUGAGUGUGGCCAACACUACUGGAUCGAACCCUCCCUCCCCUCCCCCCACUUGCCCCGCCCGACCGGCCCCGCCCCAGAGCUGGAGUUAGCUCUCCCUGUAAAUACCACACCCACCCGCUCAGCACUUUGUCCUCACCCUACCCCCUACCCUGCCCCGCCCCUACCAGCCCAGAGGAAGACACUGUGUUUAGUAGGGUUCGGGGGGGGAGGAGUUGGGUGUUUGGUUUCUGACCCUCAGCAGGUGACAGGGGUGGGAAAGUUCUCUGAAGCUGACCUCAGAUCCUGGGAAAGAGGAAGGAAUCCCACGAGCUUGGCGAACUCCCCGCCCCCACUCCCAACCACACUCUCUCCCGUACCCUUACCCCAACCUCCACCCACACCCUCGCCCCAACCC
Molecule: messenger RNA, 1711 nt
Organism: Anguilla rostrata (American eel)
Lineage: Eukaryota; Metazoa; Chordata; Actinopteri; Anguilliformes; Anguillidae
Product: myeloid-associated differentiation marker-like protein 2
Exons: 1
Cellular component (GO): membrane
Source: RefSeq, a predicted model, not a curated record